This is a messenger RNA of Daldinia vernicosa, 3452 nucleotides long. Its product is annotated as anaphase-promoting complex subunit 5-domain-containing protein. Gene Ontology annotation, biological process: anaphase-promoting complex-dependent catabolic process; protein K11-linked ubiquitination; positive regulation of mitotic metaphase/anaphase transition. Bases 474 to 2822 code for a protein of 782 amino acids. Lineage: Eukaryota; Fungi; Ascomycota; Sordariomycetes; Xylariales; Hypoxylaceae. Gene Ontology annotation, molecular function: protein binding. The transcript has a single exon. Gene Ontology annotation, cellular component: anaphase-promoting complex. The record is from RefSeq and is a predicted model, not a curated record.
UAGGUGUUUAUAUUGACCAUAUGGAGCUUCGAACUGUUCGUGUUAAUGAAUAAAAUAUUUAUGAGGUGCAAGACGAUGAACUUCUCAUAUUUGAUAAAUGCAUACAUACAUUAAAUGUAUAUCCACAAAAAGAGGUGGGGCGGCUCGGCACGGGUCAACGCGCCCUGUUCAUGGGAAACGGCCUUACGGUCUUUACAUGAGAUAAACUCAAAAUAAUGGAAGGCACAUACUCAAGUCUUAAUCUUACCUAAGUUGAUCUGCUAUAGAACUAUACUAACUUAGCGACGGUUCACUUUCUCCAAAUUAUCGAGCUUACAAAAAACUAGCACUUCAUGAGAUCAGUCCUGCAAGUAAUGGCCGUUUGUAGACGGAGAAUAGCUACAACAACCAAGCUUAUAACGACAAACCCGAGAUAACAGAUAUUUGGACGUUCUAUUUUCGCUGCAAACAAAUCUAUAUCACACAGCGUCACCAUGUCUCGCUUCCUCAACCCGGCCAAAAUUGGCCUCCUUGCGUUGAUCGAAUUGUACACAAAAAAGACAGUCCCUACGGAUUCGAUCGUGGAUGUACUGUCCUUCAUAACUUCUCACUUGAUCGACAGCGAUGCUCAAACUUCGUUUUCCACUCCUAAGGGUCGGUGGAAACGAGCUGAAACUACUGUCAGCCUAGUCAUCUCUAUUGCAGACUUCGAAAAAGUAUUGGCACCACAUACCGCUGCCUCUGGCAUGCCAGGCCGGAGUCUAUGGUACGUCUUCCUAGACAGGCUUUGGAAGAUCGACUCGCUCGAUUCGUUACAUGAAUUUUUUGACCACUGUUCGGCUCUGUUGGCAAAAACCAGGGAUGAGCUGCGUCGUGAUGCUGAGUUGGGCAUUCCAGCGCCAGCUCCCGAAGCCAUCUUACUCACCCGUAACUCGCCGUUCGGUGCAUUCGUACGCAGAUCUCAGCUCGAAUUCACAAGAUUACGUUUCCAUGACGCAUUCGAGCUGUGGAAGGACUUUGUGAAAUAUCGCCAGGUUACGGCAACAUAUUACAGGAAAAAGACGCCAUCUUUCCAGAGGCUCAGUUUCGAUAAUGUCCUCUUAACCGGGGAGAGCGACUGGGGCUCGGGGGUCGAGGCUAUUGCCUCUGUGACUUACGGGGAUAUGCUUAGAGAUGAUCCAAAUUCGACCUUACCUGUCAGCACUGACGACAUCGAGAAACUCUUGGAGUUCCAGAUCGAGCAGAUGCAAAAAUACGGCAACAGAGUACCCUUAGAAAUACAACACCAGUUUCACGACCUAUUAAACGAUAGCUUUAUGAUACCAAGCCUAUCUCACUACCUAAGCUAUUUAGAUGCGUGGAGAGCGGGGGACUACUCUACCUCGUUUGAUUAUUUGCAUCAGUAUUUUGACUACACGAUGCAGAACAGGGACAGGUCCUUCUAUCAAUACGCGCUGAUGAAUCUAGCAGUACUCCAAGCCGACUUUGGGUGCUACAAGGAGGCAAUUUCAGCGAUGCUAGAAACUGUUUCUACUGCUAGGGAGAACCGAGAUAUGACCUGUCUGAAUUUCGCCCUUAACUGGCUUUUUCACUUUGGCAGAGCACAUCCCGGAAUAACAAAGGAGUUAGAGUCGAAUAGCAUGCUUGGCACUGGCAAGGAUUCCCUAGCUUUUCUUAGAAGCAGAGCAAAAGAGACAGGCAUGUGGACGUUGUGGAGUUCUACACUUAUGAGUGAGGCAAAGAUGAGUCUUUCGAAUGGCGAAAGCGUAGCUACGGCCAUUGAGCAUCUCGUCAGAAGCUCCCAAAUUCUAGUCGAACGCAAUAUGAAGAACAUGGUCGGUUCUCAACUAUCGAUCAAUAUAGCAUUAUGGGACAGAUUAGGAAUCGCCUAUCUGUCAGUAACUGCCUGCGAAAUAUUUAUUCGCUGUCAUGCUCGUAAUUCGAUAUUUGACGACGAGCUAAAGGUGAUGAGCCGCCAGGCUUCGAUACUUACCCUUAGGGGGAAGUACGACGAGGCGCUCGGAUUAUUAGAAGGUAUGGAUGCAAAUUCGCUGCGAGCUUGGAAGCCGAGUCAAUACUGGCACAAGUUCCGUGGUAUAAUAAAGUUGAGAAGAGAUCUUCAUCGAAAUAAUCUCGACGGGGCGGAACUGUUACUCUCCCAGCUUCUUCAGUCUAAGGAUGAUGAUCUAGAACCCGACCUUGCCUUUGUAAUUGACAGCCUUCAUAUCGAAUGCCUUGUUCGUAGAGGCAAUCUCGACCAAGCUUUUUCAAAAGUAGAGAAAAUGAUUACGGAGCUUCGAGACGAGAAUAAAGAUAUCGCACUGCGGGUUCGAUUACUCCUUAUCAAAGCUGAGCUUCUUGAUAAGUGUGGCCGGCCGCAGAAGGGCUUCACCAUUGCUGUACGGGCAGCAAACGUGGCCUGGCGAUCCCGUCUCAUCCCCUAUCUAUGGCCAGCGAUCGGGGCUAUUGCGAACAUAUUGACAUCGCUUGGAGAAUUCGAGCCGGCCAUCCAACUCCUAAAUGCAAUCCUACCGCGCAUUUUCGAGUGCGAGAAUGCGACGAUGACUGCAAAGCUCUACUCGUAUCUUGGCGAUGCUAAUAUGGGUAUGGCAGGCAAGAUGCCGCCAAAGUCUAUCAAGAGAAGAGAAUUCAUGACAAAGGCAUUGGAGGCGAUCGAAAAAGCGUUUAAUCAUUACUCGAGCGUUGAAGAUAUAGACAAACAGUGCGAGAUGAUGGCUAAGAAAGCUACGAUUAUGAAGGUCUCUGGGGAUAACGUGCUUGCGAACGAUUACGCGGCAGCAUACUUGGCGAUACGCAGAGACGCAGAGCGGAUGGCGAUAUGAAGGAAUGCAUAGGCUAGUUACUUUAUAAUGAUUACAUAUUAACGAUUUAUAUGGCUUUUAUGUUAACUAGCGGCUUUUCACUAUGUUAAACUGCCUAAGAAAUAGGGGGGAGAAGCCAGGAAAUACCAAUCCUGGAUGACUUACCCCUAGACGUAAUCACAACCAGCAAUCUCGUCCAACCGUAUUUUUUGUUCAUGUGUGUUCAACGCCGGGGAGUCAUGGCGUUUCUCGUGUUCCAACACCUGGAACAUAUCGGGAUCUCAGGCGUCCUUACCGUAUCGUCCGAGGUUCGGAUGCCGCGCUUACAGUACCCUGCUCUAAGCCCCUUUUCUCUGGCUUCCUCGCACAAGAGGGGUUUUCGUUGGCCGUGGCCGACUUCGUGGUUCCCGUGGACGCACCAUGCUAUUGUCCAGACUCGCUUGCACAUGUUGGGCGUGGGGGGAGACGGGUUGAUGGGUGAUGAUUUUGGGUUAACUAGGUACCUAACCUAGUUAGGCGAUAUGGGGGUUUGGUUUUGAUGGACCUGAUGAGGAGGAGGAGGAGGAGGAGGAUGCCGUGGGGAUUGCAACUUGCAAGAGGGGUAAGGGGUGAGGUAGGGGGUUUUAUACUUUUUUUUUCGGCGGUUUUUGC